Messenger RNA from Bactrocera oleae (olive fruit fly), 1614 nucleotides. RefSeq names its product Enhancer of split mbeta, helix-loop-helix (gene E(spl)mbeta-HLH). Gene Ontology annotation, cellular component: nucleus. Gene Ontology annotation, molecular function: DNA-binding transcription factor activity, RNA polymerase II-specific; RNA polymerase II cis-regulatory region sequence-specific DNA binding; protein dimerization activity. Gene Ontology annotation, biological process: regulation of transcription by RNA polymerase II; anterior/posterior pattern specification; regulation of neurogenesis. The record is from RefSeq and is a predicted model, not a curated record. Lineage: Eukaryota; Metazoa; Arthropoda; Insecta; Diptera; Tephritidae.
GAGGUUAUAAGUAUGUAUUUGCUGCUUGUGUGCGACCGGAUAAGUAAGCAGGCGCGCGAAGAUUUAACGUAUAUGUGUGUGUAUGCGCCUUGGAAGACGUUAAGCGACGUCAGUUGAGAAGUGAUACUUCAACUGCUUACUUAGUGUAAUACAUAGUGGCACAAUGGUAGACAGUAAGGAGAGCGGCAUGCGGUGUUUGGUGGUGGUGUUAGCGAAUGAGUGUACGGGUAUUUUCUCAUUCAGCCACUCAGUUCGACGACGUCACACAUUGGUGGUGGUGUUUGUGUGCGCUGUACGUGCGGGCGCACUCUCUGCGAUAAGCUCGAUCGUUGCUGCGCGCCGUCGCUUGCUCUGCUGAGGCUAUAAAAGUCAGAGCACGGCGUUGUGCCUUAGCAUUCAUUGCAAUAACGUUGUGCCAAGCAGACACGCGUAACAUUUGGAAAGCAAGUAAAAUAUAAAAUUUGGAUUACAAGCGCGUAGAAAAUAAAAUAUAAAAGCAAAACAGAAAACUUGGAUUAAACAAUAUACUAGUUUCUAAAAGUUGAUCUCACAAGCAAUGGUACUCGAGAUGGAGAUGUCCAAAACCUAUCAAUACCGCAAAGUGAUGAAACCAAUGUUGGAGCGCAAGCGACGCGCGCGCAUCAACAAGUGUUUGGAUGAGCUGAAGGACAUAAUGGUCGAAUGCUUGACACAAGAGGGUGAACACAUAACGCGCCUCGAGAAGGCCGAUAUACUGGAAUUAACCGUGGAGCAUAUGAAGAAAUUGCGCGCACAAAAGCAAUUGCGUUUGGGCAGUGGUACUGGCGCAGGCGCUGUACAAGAUGCCAAACUGACAAUAGCGGAAAGCUUCCGCGCCGGUUAUGUGCAUGCCGCAAAUGAGGUAUCAAAAACAUUAGCGGCGCUGCCUGGUGUCAAUGUGGAUUUGGGUACACAGCUAAUGAGCCAAUUGGGACAUCGCUUGAACUACUUGCAAGUGGUUGUGCCUAGUGUGCCAUUGACUGGUGUACCAGCAGCUCAACAUUUCAUACCCACACCAGUAGCGGAAGCGACAGCAAUAGCCGCGCAAUACUACAGCAUGAGUGGCAGUGAGCGUAGCGCGACCAGCAGUCCUGUGGUCAUCACACCACCACCAUCCGAGUGUGGCAGCAGUGAAAGUGGUAGCUGCAGCCCGGCGCCUAGUGACACAUAUGGCACCGUUUGGCGGCCUUGGUGAAUAACGGGCGCACAAGAAAGCAAACACAGUGAUUCUACUCAAGCGAUGUGGAUCUCUUGUGGGUAUUGAAUUUAAUGAACGCGUUUAGCUUUUUUGCUAGCAGCGCGACAUGGCGAUUGGGUGAACUCGCCACUACGCAGUCGACUCUGCAUUGGACUGCAGCUGAAUGGACUAGGCGCUGCGGGGCGUUCCUACACGCAUAGGUGGAUGUCUACAAGUCAAGUGGGAAUACUUGACAGCAGAUCGGCGUUCUCAUUGUCAUUACUAAGCGCAAGACAGCGUAAAAUUUUAAACCUCGCUUUUUAAUACAAUAAAACAAUUGUAAUCACAGGGAAAAAAAGAAUUUACUUAGUAUUAAGAAAUAAAAAAAUAAAAAUAAAUAUAAAAGUUACAUAAAAAUA